Molecule: messenger RNA, 750 nt
Organism: Entamoeba invadens IP1
Lineage: Eukaryota; Evosea; Mastigamoebida; Endamoebidae
Exons: 1
Coding region: 1-750 (249 amino acids)
Molecular function (GO): zinc ion binding; nucleic acid binding
Source: RefSeq, a predicted model, not a curated record
AUGGUUGAUAUAGAGUAUUAUAAUAUUUCAUUCCAAAUGGCAAAUGCAACAAAAUCCACUGUUGAAACACUCUUUUCAAAGUAUUCCCCCACCAUUUUCGAAUCAUUUAUACCCGAACAAAACCCCAAGCGCAAAGUCGACUUCAUUGUAGAACUUCGAAAAAAGCGUGAAGCUAUUAUUGCACAGAAAGAGCUUAUAGCGAGUGGUAUCCACGGCUCAAAUGUUUCCAUUCGGAAAGUAGAAGGCCAUGGUCGGUGUUUUUUGAUCUCUGGACUUCCCAAUGGCACCACUGUCAGCAAUUUAAAGCAGUGGAUUGAGAAGUAUAACCCCAUUAAAGUUGAAUCUGUUGAAGUUGAGUUAGUCAACAAACGAGUGAACGUCACUCUUGGAUUUAAAGACAAAGAAUGCGCGAAGAAAUUUGUGGACGAAUUUUCGCAACAGGACAUUGAAGGUGAAAAGGCGAAAGUCCGUAAAAUCGACAUCAAAGACAAAAAGUGUUUUGUAUGUGGAAAGAAAGGGCAUUUGAGUGGCAGUUGCCCAGAAAAGGAACAACAUAAAGUUGUACAAGCGCAACCUAAUAAGAAAGAAAAAGAGGAAAAAACAGAAACAACUCUUUUGGAAGAGAAAAAGGAGAAAAAAGUGAAGAAGGAAGCUUUAAAGAAAGAAAAAACAGUGCCACUGCAACUCCCUAAAGUUGACAAAAGAACAACAAAGAGAAAGAAGGCUGUUUCUCAUUUAAAAAAGGACUGA